Scutellospora calospora is the source of this 228-nucleotide messenger RNA. The record is from the annotation of a GenBank genome assembly. NCBI's taxonomy places the organism in Eukaryota, Fungi, Glomeromycota, Glomeromycetes, Diversisporales, Gigasporaceae.
AUUCCUAAUAACAAGCUUGUAUUUCCUAUUACUAAUCACGAAAAAGUAGAAGAUGCAAUGAAACUAAUUAGCGAAAAUUUUACAUACAUUAAUAUCCCAACAUAUAUCUUCAACUUUCCAGAUCUCCCUAAACCAACUUGGAACAUUUUCGCCACACCAACAAACAACAUCAAAUACACUGAUGAAGACAUGGAAAUAACUUAUAAUUCAAAUAACAAUAAACAAUAA